CCAAGUUUAUAUUUUUCCAAUGCAAUCAGUUAUGACAAUAUGGCGGUUACGCCUUAUAUUAUGUACUUGUCCGAUUUAAAUUAAGACACACAAUUUAAAAACAGAGUUGCAGUUAUUUGCAUUCAUUGUUCGUAUAAACGACUAUUAAGAAGAUUAUUUUUUUUAUUAAUAAAAACUUGUGUUUCCAAAUUUUCCUCAGCAACUUCACUAUGGUACCAAAAAUCGACCGCUAAAAGGAAACGGAAGAAAAUUUAAGAGCAUUUUUUUCAUAAUUAUUUUCAAGUUUUUAAUCUUAAACAAUUUAUCUUUUUUAUUAUAAAAUAUAAAUUUUUUAAUAAAAUUUAACAAUCUUAAAUAAUUUAUGUAUAUUGGAAAAAAAAAUUCUUGGAAUUUUUGAAAAAAAAUUUAAAAUAUCAAUUAAUAAAUAUUCUAAAUACCACGAUUCUAAUAAAAUAAUUGAAAAAAAAAAUUUAAUGAAAUAACAAAAAUAAAAAUUAAAAUUGAAUUGCAAGAUUUAAAGUAUUGCAAUUAAAAGAUAACAAAAUAAGACAAAUGCCUUAAAGUUUAAACAUUCAACUGAUAAAAGAUGAUAUCAUUGUAUACAAAAACUAAAUUACAUCAUAUAUUAAAUGAUGCUGUUCAUAAGAUUUCUAGCAAAUAUUUCAGACAUGAUUAACAUAAAAGUCUGUCAUUUAUAAGAAUUUAACUUGUUCUAAAAUUGUGCAGUGUAAUCACACAAAUAUUACAAGCUACAUGAAAAGUAUUCUUUAUAUAAUUUCUACAGUUGAAAAUUUUGAAAUAUAUGUUAUAUAUUGUAUAUUAUUGGUAUAAAGACAUUAAGUAAAACGGUGAAAAAUUAACUAUAGACAUGAUAAACAAUCAACAUUGUGUUAUUCUUAAUUCCGGAGAGACCAACAGCUAUCAUCAGCCGGUCUCUGCAAAACCAUCUGUUGUUUCUGUAUCAAGUAUUGAUUCUGAUGUGAGUGACAGAAGAGAUGUACGUGAAGAACUUUAUGCUGGAAUUUUUAGAAGACAUAGAAAGACCAUACUUGUAUUAGGCAGUUUUCUCAAAAUGUUAAGGAGAUACUUGGAUAAAUUGCAUGUUCUAAACCGAGUAUAUGCCUUAAUUGCUUUACAAUUUGAAAUUAUUAUACAACAAAAAUUUUGGUGAAAUGAAUUUUAAUUAUUGUAAUAUAUUUGUUUAUAAAAAUUUUGAGUUAGUUUGAAUAAAUGCUUUUAAGAAUUUAUGAAGAAUUU
Messenger RNA from Apis florea (little honeybee), 1257 nucleotides. RefSeq lists its product as uncharacterized. The record is from RefSeq and is a predicted model, not a curated record. Lineage: Eukaryota; Metazoa; Arthropoda; Insecta; Hymenoptera; Apidae.